AAACAUGUCGGUUGAGAAAUCAAGAACCAAUACUGAUGAAGAUAAUUAUAUGAUUCUUACAAAUGACUUCUCAAAAAGUACACUACAAAUAGGCAUAAUGAAAAACAAUAGCUCGUCCACUGAUUUAUGUGUUGAAGAUAUUGAAGCAAUAAUAUUGGAGAAAUCUGAUACUCAAGAAACAUUAAAUAUGUUGGUUGAGAAAUCAAGAAAAAAUACUGAUGAAGAUAAUUAUAUGAUUCUUACAAAUGACUUCUCAAAAAGCACACUACAAAUAGGCACUAUGAAAAACAAUAGCUCGUCCACUGAUUUAUGUGUUGAAGAUACUGAAACAAUAAUAUUGGAAAAAUCUGAUACUCAAGAAACAUUAAAUAUGUUGGUUGAGAAAUCAAGAAAAAAUACUGAUGGAGAUAAUUCUUCUGAAUAUAUUCCUUCGUCUACAAGCGAGUCAUCAAUUUACUCAGAUACAGAAAAUGAUAAUACAAAGAAUAAUAGGAAAAAUGUCUCUGUAAAUAAAACUAAUACGUCUAGUGGUUUAGACAUAUCUAAUCUACAUUUGUCAGGAACAAAAAUGUGUGAUGAUGCUGAAAUGUAUGUCACAGAAUCGUCAGGAAAACAAACACAUUCCAAAAAAAAUUGUUGUUAUUACUGCAAAAAGCUACAAAGUAAGAUAGCACGUCACUUAGAAACUGUGCAUUCUAAUGAAAAAGAAGUUAAGAAAUUUAGUGUAUUACCUAAAGGAAACUACGAAAGAAAGAAAAUAAUAGAAACUCUUCGACGAAAUGGCAAUUUUCAGUUUAAUACUAAAAAAGAGAUAAACAAUGGAGAACUUAUCGUAUGUAGGCGACCAAACAAAGAAUGGCAUAGAACGGCUACUGAUUUUUUACCUUGUGGUAAGUGCAAAGGAUUUUUUUCAAAAACAUCUCUUCGACAUCAUUUUCGUCGUUGCACUGGACGUAAUAGCAAACAUAAUAAAUCAAUAACUGUAUUGGGUCGUACUAUUGUUGGAAGAACUCACGAACUAGCUAAUAAAAUUCUUAGAACAAUUGUCUUUCCCGUAUUACGAGACGACGAUGUGACUCGUGUAAUAAGGUACGAUCGGUUAAUAAUUCUAUAUGGAAAUAAACUUUGUUUGAAAUAUAGAUUGCAACACCAACACGACAUGAUAAGAUCUCGAUUACGGUUAUUAGGACGUUAUCUCAUAGCACUAAAAACAAAAGAUAAAAAUAUAACUGAUUUUGCCUCAUUAUAUGAUCCGAAAUUUUAUGAUGUCGCAAUUGCUGCUGUUAAUUCUGUUGCGGGUUUUGAUGAAUAUAAAAAUGUUUACAAAGUACCAUCUGUAGCAUUUAAUCUUGGGACGUAUAUAAAACAUGUCGGAGAAAUUCUUAUUAAUGAAUGUAUAAAAAAUCAUGAUCCUAUGAAAAUGGAACUGGCCGAAAAUUUCUUAAAACUAUUGAAACAAGACUAUGGAACAAGUGUUAAUAGAACAGUAUUAGAAACACAGAUGCAACAAAAACGACAAAAGAAGAUUAUACUUCCAUCGACAGAGGAUAUUAGAAAACUGGAUAAUUAUUUAACAGAAAAACGACAAGAAGCUUAUAACAAUUUGACGAAAGAAUAUUCAUAUAAAGAGUGGCUAUCUUUGCUGGAAACAACUCUCAUAUCGGUGCAAUUGUUUAAUCGUCGACGAGCUGGAGAGACUGAAAGAAUACAAAUAUCAGAAUUUCAAAAUUAUCACAGUAUUGAUGAAGAAACGAAUAAAGAUAUGUAUAAAUCAUUAUCAAUGGAAGCACGAAGAUUAGCAAAGAAAUAUGUCCGUUUUGUAAUACGUGGUAAACUUGGUCGUACUGUUCCUGUUUUAAUUCAUUCCGAACUACUAAAAUGCAUUAAUCUUAUAUUGGAUUACCGUUCACAUGCAAAAGUACCUCGUGAAAAUCCAUAUCUCUUUGGAAUACCAAGUUACGAUAAGAAGAGAUAUAAAUAUUUAAGGGCUUGCAAUUUAAUGCGGUCUUUUUCAGUAGCAUGCGGAGCAACCAUGUCACAUACAUUACGUGGAACACAAUUGAGAAAACACAUAGCAACUAAAUGUAUUUCUCUAAAUUUAUUAGAGUAUCAGGUGAAUGAUUUAUCAAAUCAUUUGGGACAUUCAGAUAAAAUACACAAAGAGCAUUACAGAUUACCUAUUGCUAGUCGAGACAUUUUACAAGUAUCAAAACUUUUGGAAUAUGCGCAAGGUGAAGAAAAAAAUAACAAUGAGGACGAAAGUACUGAUGACGAUGAUGAAUCUGAUGUAUUGCUCAAAAGAGAUUCAUGUAAUGAUGAAAACCGAUCAUUCUCUUCUGAUGAAUAUCAGAUGAACAUACCAUUAUCCAGUAAAAAUCAAAAUUUAUUUAAGGAUUGUGAAGAUAAUCUAAAAGAAAAACACUGCAAGAGUGUAGGCAGACAUUCAACAAAGGAUAAACCUAUAAAAAUAAAACGCCGUUCGACAUCUCCCUAUGGUCCUACAAAACGAAUUCGUUGGAAUGAAGAGGAAAAAAAUGCUGUUACAUCUGCAUUUGGAACAUAUAUUGACUCUACGAAAUUGCCUUCUUUGCAAGAGAUUAACAAGGUUAUAGAAAACUCUCCAUGUUUAAAAAGUCGUACAGCACCGCAAAUAAAAACAUGGCUGCAUAAUCAACGAAAAUCUCGAAUGCAAAAUAAAUAAGUUUAGUUGAGAUGUUUAUCUAAUGAGAUUAAUAAUUAUCCGUAUACUUUUAUUAUUUUUAUAAAUAGUACCUGUUACAACGCAAUUUAAUGCAAAUUUAAUGUUUAUUUUUAUCGCAAAUUAGUCUUGCGAUUUUUGGUUUAUAAGUACCUAAUAUAACUUUUAAAGCAUGUCAUUAAUAUGUCAAAUAAUUUUGUCUUCACAAAGAUAUCUUUUAUAUUGUGAUGUAAUUUAUACAGGCUUUUAUUUUCUUUUGUAAUGAUUAUAAUUUAAAAAAAAAUAUAUAUUUUUCAAGUACUUAUUUCGUAUAAUAUUUAAAAACAAACUAAUGUUAUUAACGAUAAAAAUGUUUUUAUAAAAGAUAUCUCGUGAUUUAAUUCAGAGAUUUAGGAUGUAUUUCACACGUGCGUAUGAUGCAUGAUGCAUCACGUGUAUAAUGUAUGAAAUGGGACGCAUCUCUACAUUUAUGAUUGUAAAUGGUACGGUUAUUCUUACAGUUUUUCAUACAUAAUUCUUAUAACUUUAAAAACAGGCAGUUAUUAACGAUAUGUCAAAUAUUUUUGUUUUUAUGAAAAAUAUGCUACAUUGUGAUGUAAUUUGGAAACUUAUAAUUAUAUUUAUUUUAUAAGCGAUAAAAGAGACUGUUUAUAACGAGACUGUUUAUAAUUUUGAAAUAAAGAUUUCAAAAUUUCUAAUUAUGUUAAGGAAAUAUAAAGAAAAAACUGCCAAAAAAAUUAUUUUUUAUUAAAUAAGAUAACUACAUUAAUAGCGCUAAAAUUUUGUAAUAUAUUGUGCGUGUGAUUGGUGCAGAUAUUUUAACUUUGCAGGAUUUUAAAGUUUUUGUCUUUUGCACUUAAAAAAAAAAA
Monomorium pharaonis (pharaoh ant) is the source of this 3567-nucleotide messenger RNA. RefSeq lists its product as uncharacterized. The record is from RefSeq and is a predicted model, not a curated record. Lineage: Eukaryota; Metazoa; Arthropoda; Insecta; Hymenoptera; Formicidae. The coding region runs from base 5 to 2701 and encodes 898 amino acids. The transcript is spliced from 8 exons.